Messenger RNA from Piliocolobus tephrosceles (Ugandan red Colobus), 669 nucleotides. RefSeq lists its product as uncharacterized. Bases 109 to 654 code for a protein of 181 amino acids. The transcript has a single exon. NCBI's taxonomy places the organism in Eukaryota, Metazoa, Chordata, Mammalia, Primates, Cercopithecidae. The record is from RefSeq and is a predicted model, not a curated record.
GCCUGCGCAGGAAGGGCGGGUCAGCGCGCCGGCGCAGGGCCGCGGUCACAGGCUGAGUGUUGCGGCGCGAUCCUCGCUUCCCUGAGUGUUGGCCGGGGAGGAAAGAAGAUGGUGCUGGAUCUGGAUUUGUUUCGGGUGGAUAAAGGAGGGGACCCAGCCCUCAUCCGAGAGACGCAGGAGAAGCGCUUCAAGGACCCGGGACUAGUGGACCAGCUGGUGAAGGCAGACAGCGAGUGGCGACGAUGUAAGUACCGGCACGAGCGGGUUACCUCCUUGAUCCUAAACCCAACUUUCUCAAAUCCAGCCACCGCUCCUGAGGCCACAGCUUCCACCCUUCGUCAAACCCCCUCCCAAGGUGCGGUGGCUACGAGGUUCUCCCCAUCCGCGAAAACACGCCUGGUAGCCGGGGUCGUCCCACUUUCUCCUCCACCCGGGCGGUGCGAGGUCCCUUCCACGCGUGCUCAGUUCCGUUCGUUGCCUGUGUGCGUACGCACGCCCAUCGGGAGCUGUCAAACCUUCCUGCCCCAGGAGUUGCCAGAGCAUGCCGUGGCGGGAGGUUGUGGGGUCGAGGCGGCUUUUCUAUCACGAAUCUUUGGUCGCCCCCAGUCUUUUUCUCAUCUUCAGCAAGGCCAGAGUGGUUUUCCUUUGUUUUGAUAGGAUCAAAGGCUC